AUGGCAUCCACAUCAAACGAAACUGUUGGCGGGAGUAAGACCAUUCUGUGGUGCGUGCCGAGGGCAAUCUCGACGGCUUUCGCAAAGUGUCUCAGCCACAUUGAGGAGAGCGAAGUGUGGUUCGAACCCUAUACCUUCAGUUAUGUCGCAAGAGUAGAGUACGGACUUCACACCAAGCUCGAUCUACCUAUGGAGUAUGAGGGCAAUGAAGAGAUAUUCCACAAGGCCAAGGAGAUGACUGAUAAAAGAGUGAACACCAAGACGGUGCCUGAUCGUCUACCGUAUGGAUCGGUGAAGCGUCGUCUUGAAGCUAGUAGUACCAAACAUGUGUUUGUCAAGGAUAUGGCCUUUGGGAUGACUGAUGGGUACCACCAGUUCCUGCCUAAGGGUUACCGACAUACCUUCCUCAUCAGGAACCCUCAACGCCAUAUGGUCUCUUAUAGGAGGGCAAUCUUCAAUCAUUACACAGAGUGCGGGUUAUUGGAAGGCGAAGCUGCUGACGAGAAGAAAUUUGACGUCGAGCUCUACGACCCCAUGUUGCCUAAGGGCUGGCACACUAAGGAGCUCUAUGACCUCUGGAAGUACGUCCAAGAUGAGAAGAUCGAUCCUAAUCCUAUCGUGAUCGACGGUGACGACCUGUUGACGAAACCUGCCGAGACGCUUUCGGCUUACUGCGCUGCCGUGGGGUUGCCGUAUAACGACAGCUUACUACAGUGGGAUGCAUCACUUGAGGCUUUCAAAACCAUGAAAGCUGCCGGCGAUACUCUUCUCUUCGAUAUCGUGAAUUUCUACGGGACGGCCAUGAAAAGUAGCUGCUUUUUACCGCCGAGUAAGGAGACACCACGUGAUCAACUACCGGCUGACGUCAUCAGGGGUUCAGACAAAGUCAUGAAGUAUUUUGAAGAAAUGUAUGAGACGAGAAUUAGAGUUUAGUUCAGUAAGAAAAGAUAAUUAACAAAUUUCACUUCUAUGGGCUUGUCACAACACACACACACACACGCGCGCGCGCGCGCGCGCUCAUCC
This is a messenger RNA of Strongylocentrotus purpuratus (purple sea urchin), 1023 nucleotides long. Its product is annotated as branched-chain-amino-acid aminotransferase-like protein 1. The coding region runs from base 1 to 933 and encodes 310 amino acids. The record is from RefSeq and is a predicted model, not a curated record. NCBI's taxonomy places the organism in Eukaryota, Metazoa, Echinodermata, Echinoidea, Camarodonta, Strongylocentrotidae. The transcript is spliced from 3 exons.